AAACUGAUUUUAAUAUUUCCCCCAUAUUCAUAAACCCAAAUAAUCUAUUGACCAUUGGUGAUAGGCUGAAAGUCAAACCACACCCUAACCGAAUUUCCAGUUCCACUGGCGUUGAGCUGUUUUUUUCUAAUCUUAAUCUGCUUAUUCAAUAGUUUCCCCUCGAUUACACAUAUUGUGCAAAUUUGCUACAUUACUUGCACAUUUUUGAAGACUUUACGGGCAUUUGCAGCCGGCUUGAGGUUUCCUGCCACAUUACUGAUGUCACAAAGCUUUCCAGAACUCACUCAGUUUAAAAAAGUAUAAAAAGACCCGGGGGAUCACUGUGUGUGCUUACAUGACACAAUGAUUAUCUUUCUUAUCACAAACAUUAUAUAUAUCCCACUGGGAAUUGCCUUGCAUGUUUCUCAGCCUUAUCGUGUGGAAGGGAAACCGGAACAUGUCCCUCUACAAUGUCUCUUUAGUUCAGAAUUAAGGCCAGAGGAAAUGCAGGUAUCUCUGUAUAGAGGAUUGCAUGGCCAGCAGAGGAUAUGCAGUGCAUACGUCAACCUGUCUAAGCCGUACUUUGCUACAGAUGGGCCAGUUCAAUGCAGAGGCAAUAUAAGCUCUGGAAGAGUAGAUAUGAUCAUCUUUGGACUAAGAGGAGAAGAUACAGACAUAUAUCGCUGUAAGGUUGAGGUUCUCUACCCACCUCCAUAUCUCAGAAGUGUUGGGAAUGGCACUGUUGUUUACAUACAAGAAAAUCCAAACUGCCCAACUGCAUUCAUGCAGAGCCAAAGCCAGAUUUCGGAAAAGCGGUCCUCUGUGAGGGAUGAUGUGGGUCCGCUUCCUCUGCUAUGUGCUAUUCUUAUCAUUACUUCCUGCAUCUUUAUGCUACAGAUAAUGAAGAUAAUCUGGAAAUGGAGGGACACCGGGUCCAUGGCACCUAUGGCUUCACAAAAAGACAGCUAUAGGCAAUUUUAAGGGUGUGAUCAUCACCUGUAAUGUCCACAUGUAUUCUAACAUGUAUUUCCACCUGCAUGUAUUCACAUGUACUCUCAUUGUCAUUUCCAAUUGCAUGUAUUCACAUGUACUCGCAUUGUCAUUUCCAAUUGCAUGUAUUCACAUGUACUCGCGUGUCAUUUCCAGUUGCAUGUAUUCACAUGUACUUACAUGUCAUUUCCACCUGCAUGUAUUCACAUGCACUUACAUGUAUUCUCACCUGUAUGUAUCCAUAUGUACAGCAUU
This is a messenger RNA of Misgurnus anguillicaudatus (oriental weatherfish), 1224 nucleotides long. Its product is annotated as cytotoxic T-lymphocyte protein 4. The record is from RefSeq and is a predicted model, not a curated record. Gene Ontology annotation, cellular component: external side of plasma membrane. NCBI's taxonomy places the organism in Eukaryota, Metazoa, Chordata, Actinopteri, Cypriniformes, Cobitidae. Gene Ontology annotation, biological process: T cell receptor signaling pathway; regulation of T cell proliferation.